This is a messenger RNA of Dicentrarchus labrax (European seabass), 2945 nucleotides long. RefSeq names its product actin related protein 1B (gene actr1b). Lineage: Eukaryota; Metazoa; Chordata; Actinopteri; Moronidae. The record is from RefSeq and is a predicted model, not a curated record. The transcript is spliced from 11 exons. Bases 160 to 1290 code for a protein of 376 amino acids.
GGCGGGCCAACCGUCGGCAGCCCACAGAAGAAGAGCGGCGGCGUCGAGCAGCGGAGCGCAGUGACGGAGCGUUAUUAUCUUUUACAUGAUUAAAACAGAAAAACCGGGAGGAAUACGCGCACGGAUCGAUAGACACAUACCUCCUACAGCCAGUCCGUCAUGGAGUCCUAUGACAUUCUAGCUAACCAGCCCGUUGUGAUCGAUAAUGGUUCGGGGGUUAUCAAGGCUGGGUUUGCAGGUGACCAGAUCCCCAAAUACUGUUUCCCUAACUAUGUGGGGCGUCCCAAGCAUGUGCGCGUGAUGGCGGGAGCCCUGGAGGGAGACCUCUUCAUCGGACCAAAAGCGGAGGAGCACAGGGGCUUGUUGUCGGUGCGGUACCCGAUGGAGCACGGGAUAGUGAAGGACUGGAACGACAUGGAGAGGAUCUGGCAGUACGUUUACUCCAAGGAGCAACUGCAGACGUUCUCCGAGGAGCAUCCUGUACUGCUGACCGAGGCCCCUCUCAACCCCAGCAAGAACAGGGAGAAGGCUGCGGAGAUUUUCUUCGAGACCUUCAACGUUCCCGCUCUCUUCAUCUCCAUGCAGGCGGUCCUUAGCCUGUACGCCACAGGUCGCACCACCGGUGUCGUGUUGGACUCGGGGGACGGCGUGACCCACGUCGUGCCCAUCUACGAGGGCUUCGCCAUCCCGCACUCCAUCAUGCGCGUGGACAUCGCCGGACGAGACGUGUCGCGGUACCUCCGCCUGCUGCUGCGCAAGGAAGGCUACAACUUCAACACCUCGGCAGAGUUCGAGGUCGUCCGCACCAUCAAAGAGAGAGCCUGUUAUCUGUCCCUCAACCCGCAAAAGGACGAGACUUUAGAAACAGAGAAGGCUCAGUACGUUCUCCCCGAUGGAAGCACUUUAAACAUCGGCCCGGCCAGGUUCCGAGCCCCAGAGCUGCUGUUCAGACCCGACCUGAUAGGAGACGAGAGCUCGGGGAUCCACGAGGUCCUGGCCUACGCCAUCCAGAAGUCUGACAUGGACCUCAGACGCACGCUGUACUCCACCAUAGUAUUGUGUGGGGGGUCGACGCUGAUCAAAGGAUUUGGGGAACGACUACUAACUGAAGUGAAGAAGCUGGCACCCAAAGACGUGAAGAUCAAGAUUUCUGCUCCCCAGGAGAGGCUCUACUCCACAUGGAUUGGCGGCUCCAUCCUGGCAUCGUUGGACACCUUUAAGAAGAUGUGGGUGUCGAAGCGAGAAUAUGAAGAAGACAGAGCACGUGCCAUCCACAGGAAGACCUUCUAGUAAGGGGGGCGGCGUCCCGCAAUUGCCCCCCAGAACUGCCCUCUAACCCCCCCCCCACACACACACACAUCUGUCAUCUCUGGGUACCUCUGCAUCGUCCUCUAUCAACCCAACCGCUUCUAAAGCCCCGUCAGCCCCCUGCUCCCCCCUCCCCCCAGAGAAACUCACACGUUUAUGUGUGCUAGUUUCCAUAUUUAACUCCUCCUUUCGUUCGCCCGCCCCCCGCCCGUUGCUCCUGCUGAAGGGUGACCCUCCAAACACUCACACACAGAGGGCCGUCAGGGUAUCUGCGAGGGCAACCAUUAGCACUGUGGACUCUUACUACAGGCCUUGCUAUACUAUAAUUUAGUCCACAUUGAAGUAUUGGUAUUGCUCUCUUGCCUACAAAAGCCCUGCAAGGUGGAGAAUAUCAUGAAAUGUCAAUAAACCUGAAUGUUUUUUUUUUUUUUUUGCUACUGUUGAAAUUUCCAUUCCAGACCGAAGAUUUAGGUUUUUAUUUGAUGUCCAUUUUGUAGAGUCUUUUUCUGUUUGGGACGUGGAUUAGCUCGUACAGAACAAAGGUUUGAAGUGCUACAGGAUUAUAUAGUGCUAGUGUCAGUGAGCAGGUAUAAAGAGAACCACUGUAUUAUAGAUCUGGCUGAAACUGCACAGUCACCACCUCGGAGCAAAGUUAAUGUGUUUCAUUUAUCACCCAACUGGCUGAACUGAAGUCAGCUCUUAUGAUCUUUUCUGUCAUUAUUACCAAUGAAAUGUUUCUACAUGAACAUGACAUCACGUGUUUGUGUUGACGAGGAAGACGUUCGGUCAUUUAGUCAGCUUUUUGUGUCAGCUGACGGGAUUAAAACAAAGUGUAGAAAAAUGCCUUGAUUUAUUAUUAUUAUUAUUAUUAUUAUUAAUCCAUCGUUGGAUUCCACGUUUACAGCAGUCCAGAUGCACACUUAAAGGAAUUCAAUAUUUUUCAGCCUGCGUCUCAUAAUUGACCUUAAGCCCCUCCCCCUUUUUGCUCUGCUCCAAUAGCAGUUGAGCAAAUCUCGGUUAACGUUGAGGCCCCAAUACUGUAGGAGGGGGGAGUUAUUAAGACCCAGGUUGACAAAUGCUGCAUUUUCCUUUAAGUAUUUCUGUGUAACAUUCAUCUGAUAUGAUAAAUGAAUAUGAAUAUCUGUCCCCACUUGUCUAUUUGAAGCUUUACUCAGAUGCAUGUCAGUUAGUCGUGUACAGUUAAAGAUCUCCGCAGUCGGCCACAGAGACAGGAAGCCGGGCUCUGGAGUCAGAGGGGCCACAGAGAGCCGACGUGGCUGAUGAUUACAUUUUGUAUUCUCCUCCCUCCCUCCCCUCUCUAUGUACUAGUUAAAGUCUGGACCUUCUGAUUUCCCAGUAUCUCAGUGGCAGUGAAGGGGUCGUGUCCACACCUGUGUCCGCCUUACUCCAGAGCGUCUGCGCCGGAGCGUCCACGUCGUCUGCUUUUGGGUGUUUUUAAAAUAAAGAAAACAAAGGUUGUAAAAGGUCAUCAGCCUUGUGUACAGUGGGAUGCUUUUCAGAAACAACCACCACAAAAAACCAUAGGAUAACAGACUAAACAUGUACAAUACUGUUUAUUCAAGUGUUUGCUUUUACUUUUGGUAAAUUCAGUAUAAUAAAUAAGUUAAUGGCUGCUG